Molecule: messenger RNA, 391 nt
Organism: Pygocentrus nattereri (red-bellied piranha)
Lineage: Eukaryota; Metazoa; Chordata; Actinopteri; Characiformes; Serrasalmidae
Product: cytochrome c oxidase subunit 7C, mitochondrial
Exons: 3
Coding region: 85-276 (63 amino acids)
Biological process (GO): mitochondrial electron transport, cytochrome c to oxygen
Source: RefSeq, a predicted model, not a curated record
UGUUCCUCUUCCUCUCCAUUCCAACAAGGUCGCUAGCUCACUCAAAGCCGCCAAGCAGCUCGUUAGCACGUUGGACCCCAAACCAUGCUCGGACAAGCAGUUCGCCGGUUCGCAACCUCUGCUGUGCGCUCUUCGCACUAUGCUGAGGGACCAGGGAAGAACCUGCCUUUCUCUGUAGAAAACAAGUGGAGGCUGCUGGGUAUGAUGGUGCUGUUCUUCGGCAGCGGCUUUACCUUCCCUUUCCUUGUCGUAAGGCACCAGAUCCUGAAGAAGUGAAGCCUUUGCCUGUUUCGCAUGGUCAUUGUGGAUCCUUGCAAAGAACGGCUGUCUUCGUUUCUUCAGAUGUGGUUCCCUUAAGGUUAUUUGUAAAUAAAAUGACACAUUACAUAUA